GCACUGUAGAAUUAACUGCCUCUUUGAGUCCGGCCUCUGCUGGCCUCAUCCCUAUCCUAUGCCUAUGGGUGUCCGUGGAUAUCUGUCCCCAUCUGUGCAGAUGUCACUCUGCUGGAUCAUCAGCCUUCUGCUAGUCACUGUUGGAGGGAAAGAGGUUUGCUAUGGACACCUUGGCUGCUUUUCCAAUGACAAGCCCUGGGCAGGGAUGCUUCAGCGGCCUUUGAAGAUAUUACCUUGGUCCCCAGAGGACAUUGCUACCCAGUUUCUUCUGUACACAAACGAGAAUCCAAACACCUACCAAAUGAUCUCUGCCACCGACCCAGCCACCAUCGAGGCAUCCAACUUCCAACUGGACCGAAAGACACGUUUCAUCAUCCAUGGAUUCACAGACAAGGGAGAGGGAAGCUGGUUGCUGGACAUGUGCAAGAAAAUGUUUCAAGUGGAGAAGGUGAACUGUAUUUGCGUCGAUUGGAGGCACGGAUCCAGGGCUGAAUACACCCAAGCGGCCUACAACACUCGGGUCGUAGGCGCGGAGAUUGCCUUCUUAGUUCAAGUGUUGUCGACAGAGUUGGGGUACAGCCCAGAGAACGUGCACCUCAUCGGCCACAGCCUGGGUGCACACGUGGCUGGGGAAGCAGGCAGGAGGCUGGAGGGCCACCUGGGCAGGAUCACAGGGCUGGACCCUGCAGAGCCCUGUUUCCAAGGCCUACCUGAAGAAGUUCGUUUGGACCCAUCGGAUGCCAUGUUCGUAGAUGUGAUCCACACAGAUAGCGCCCCCAUAAUUCCCUAUCUAGGUUUCGGAAUGAGCCAAAAGGUCGGCCAUCUGGAUUUCUUUCCCAAUGGAGGGAAGGAAAUGCCCGGAUGUCAGAAAAAUAUCAUUUCCUCCAUUGUUGAUAUCAACGGAAUAUGGGAAGGAACUAAAAACUUUGUAGCCUGCAACCACCUACGGGCCCCCAAGUACUAUGCCAGCAGCAUCCUCAACCCUGACGGCUUCCUGGGGUAUCCCUGCACCUCCUAUGAGAAGUUCCAGCAGAAUGACUGCUUCCCUUGUCCAGAACAAGGAUGCCCUAAAAUGGGGCACUACGCUGAUCAAUUUGAGGGGAAAACUGCCACUGUGGAACAAACCUUUUUUCUGAAUACAGGAGACAGUGGUAACUUUACUCGUUGGAGAUACAAAGUGUCAGUCACACUAUCAGGAGCAAAGAAACUGAGUGGGUACAUCUUGGUUGCGCUGUACGGACCUAACGGAAACUCAAAGCAAUAUGAAAUUUUCAAAGGAUCCCUCAAACCAGAAGCAAGGCAUGUUCGUGACAUUGAUGUGGAUGUCAAUGUUGGAGAAAUCCAGAAGGUUAAGUUCCUCUGGAACAACAGUGUGAUAAAUCUCUUCCAGCCCACUCUGGGAGCUUCACAAAUCACAGUGCAAAGGGGUAAAGACGGAAAAGAGUACAACUUCUGUAGCAACAACACUGUGAGCGAAGAUGUCUUACAGUCACUUUACCCUUGUUAAAGGUGUGCCUGUACCUCUUCCCGUAAUAAACAUUUCUGACUCACUUGGUCUGA
Messenger RNA from Arvicanthis niloticus (Nile rat), 1560 nucleotides. Its product is annotated as pancreatic lipase-related protein 2. The record is from RefSeq and is a predicted model, not a curated record. Lineage: Eukaryota; Metazoa; Chordata; Mammalia; Rodentia; Muridae. Gene Ontology annotation, molecular function: galactolipase activity; protein binding; lipoprotein lipase activity. Gene Ontology annotation, biological process: triglyceride catabolic process; phospholipid catabolic process.